Molecule: messenger RNA, 3167 nt
Organism: Corythoichthys intestinalis (scribbled pipefish)
Lineage: Eukaryota; Metazoa; Chordata; Actinopteri; Syngnathiformes; Syngnathidae
Product: mitochondrial Rho GTPase 1-A
Exons: 20
Coding region: 338-2320 (660 amino acids)
Biological process (GO): small GTPase-mediated signal transduction; mitochondrion organization
Cellular component (GO): mitochondrial outer membrane
Molecular function (GO): calcium ion binding; GTP binding; GTPase activity
Source: RefSeq, a predicted model, not a curated record
ACUUGCCGGGUAGUGGAGGUCAGGCGUGCUCAUGAAACAACUGCGAAAUGCUAUGGAACCGCCACGGACGUGAAUUCCAUCCAAAAACCGUGGCGCAGAGCUGUCGGCUAUUUUUAAAAUGCGAUGCCACUGAGCUAAGAAAGUGCUCGCUGUGACGAAAGGCGCGAAGAACGCUGAGAGCGACACGGAAAAACGACCGUCCGUUUUGUCCUACAAGGCGCCUAGUUUGACAGGAGCUGGGCCUGACAGGAGACAAACUGCAGAAGAAGUGACAUUCAAAGUGGGACUUCAUGAAGCAGUAGACUGGCGUUAAGUCUGGAGAAAAGUCCAUUUAAACAUGAGAAAGGACGUGAGGAUACUUCUUGUUGGGGAACCCAAGGUGGGCAAGACAUCAUUGAUCAUGUCUCUCGUCAGUGAGGAGUUUCCUGAUGAGGUUCCUCUGCGAGCUGAGGAGAUCACCAUCCCUGCCGAUGUCACCCCAGAGAGGGUGCCGACACAUAUUGUGGAUUAUUCAGAGGCUGAGCAGUCAGAUGAGCAACUAUAUCAAGAAAUCUCUAAAGCAAAUGUUAUCUGCAUAGUGUACUCUGUCAACAACAAGAAGUCAAUUGAAAAGGUGACAAGUCAUUGGAUUCCUCUAAUCAAUGACAGGAUAGACAAAGACAGCAGGGUGCCAUUGAUACUAGUGGGCAACAAGUCUGACCUGGUGGAGCACAGUAGCAUGGAGACUAUACUGCCUAUCAUGAAUCAAUACCAGGACAUUGAGACGUGCGUGGAGUGCUCUGCCAAAAAUCUGAAGAACAUCUCAGAGCUUUUCUACUAUGCCCAGAAGGCAGUUCUACAUCCUACAGGACCUCUGUACUGUCCAGAAGAGAAGGAGCUGAAGCCUUCCUGCAUUAAGGCUUUAACUCGAAUCUUCAAAGUGUCUGACCUGGACAAUGAUGGCAUUUUGAAUGACAACGAGCUCAACUUCUUUCAGAGAACCUGUUUUAACACACCACUGGCAUCCCAGGCUUUAGAGGAUGUUAAAAAUGUAGUAAGAAGAAACAUGGCUGAUGGAGUCAAGGACAAUGGUCUCACACUUAAAGGCUUCUUGUUCCUGCACACCCUUUUCAUACAGCGCGGUCGACACGAGACCACCUGGACUGUGCUCAGGAGGUUUGGUUAUGAUGAUGACCUGGAGCUCACACAGGAAUAUCUCUUCCCCGUAGUCAAGAUCCCUCCUGACUGCACCACAGAACUAAACCACAACGCUUACCUCUUCCUUCAAAGCGUAUUUGACAAGCAUGACAAAGACAGAGAUUGUGCACUGUCGCCAGAGGAGGUGAAGGACCUGUUCAAAGUUUUCCCUUACAUGCCAUGGGGUCCAGACGUAAACCACACUGUGUGUACGAAUGACCAAGGAUGGAUCACAUACCAGGGAUACCUCUCCCAGUGGACGUUAACGACGUAUCUGGAUGUCCAGCGGAGUUUGGAGUAUUUGGGUUACCUGGGUUACUCUAUCAUUUAUGAGCAGGAGUCUCAAGCAGCUGCCAUCACAGUGACGCGCAACAAGCGCAUCGAUCUACAGAAGAAACAGACGCAGCGCAGCGUCUUCCGGUGCAAUGUCCUGGGGGCGCAAGCAAGCGGGAAGAGUGGAUUUUUACAGGCCUUUCUAGGAAAGAACCUCCAGCGACAGAGGCGGAUUAGAGAAGACCAUAAAUCACUGUAUGCCAUCAGCACAACCUAUGUGUACGGUCAAGAGAAAUACCUGCUACUCCAUGAGAUGAUGCCAGAUUUUGACUUUAUGUCGGAGGCGGAUCUCGCUUGUGAUGUGGUGUGCCUGGUCUAUGACAUCAACAAUCCCUAUUCUUUUGAAUAUUGCGCUAAAAUGUUUAAGCAAUACUUCAUGGACAGCAAGACUCCUUGCGUGGUGAUCGGCUCCAAAUCGGACCUGCACGAAGUUCGGCAGCAAUACAGCCUUUCUCCACAUGAGUUUUGUCGCAAACACAAGCUCCACCCGCCCCAGCCGUUCACAUGCAACACAAUCAACGCCCCCAGCAAAGACCUCUACACUCGAAUCACCACCAUGGCCAUGUACCCCUACGCCCGUCUCUGCUGCAUGUGCGCCUGCAACAAGUGUACCUAUUGCCUGUGUCAGAACCUCCUCAAGAUGGAGUUGCUGCGCAGCAUUAAGGCCCAGCUGCGCAGAGUCGUUCACAACAGGCAUAUGGCUCAAGCUGACCUGAAAAACUCGACUUUCUGGUUGCGGGCCAGCGUCGGUGCCACCGUAUUUGCCGUGUUGGGCUUCGCCAUGUACAGAGCGCUUCUCAAACAUCGGUGAUGUGACGGCAGGAGACCCCCGCAUCCUUGUCCCUUGUGGUUUCUUGUCCCUCACCUGAAAGACUGGUGACCGAUCGGGUUGCCUACUGCUUGAUCCCACCGUCAACCCCAUUCAUCCUCUCUAUUUGCAAGAAACUAUUUUAUAUGCAUUUAAACAUGAAGUGUCAAUAUCUCUUUUUGGUUUUGAAGGAGUUGUAAAAUACAACUUGUGAUUGCCUAUCAGUCCAUCCUCAAACUAUGACCUUGUGUUUAGUUUCUUCUCAGGUCAAGUAUUAGUAGAGGCAGACACAAAGGGACUAGUGUGUUAAUAGAUGUGUAUAUGCAGUAUGUCAUGGAUGUAGUCCAGACGCGUUUUAGCAAACAUGGUGGCCUCUAAUCCCACCUAGUGACGUCCAAACAAACUUUUAACACUCAUGGAUGUCAUGCAGCCGUUUUAAUUUAUUAACGUCUAUUUUCGGUUUUGAGUGGUUCAAAUACUACAGAUAUGUUUCCCAUGUAUUUUUCUAUUUAGCACAGUCAGUUAUUCCUGUUUGUUUUCAAUGAAAGCUUUACUUCUCAUUUGUUAGAUUGCUAUUAUUACCACAAGGUUACACUUACCAAGUGUUUUCUUCCACUGCGUUCUGAAACAUUGUUUAUUGGGUCAAAUGGCGGCUAAUUUCACAAGUCAAAUGAUUUUAAAUAUCUAAUAAAUCACAUUUACACCCGUUGAUAUGUUGUUCUAGAAAAUGCCAACAGCUUCACUUCACUGGUUUAUUACAGUUUAAAUUCACAGUACAGCAUCAAAUUGCACAAACUUUAAACACAGGCAAACAUAGUGAAUGACUGAUCACAAAGCAUUUGUGAAAACU